AUGUUCUUUUCUGUUUCUAACAUUUUUUCUACAAGUUAUGCGAGCUAUAUGCGAUGCAAUUGGCUUACAAGUGCCAAUGUGCUCAACGUUGUUUACCGCGCCGUUGAGCAGAGGUCGUUCUCAGUGUAUGCUCUAAGGCCGUCGCGUACGCUGUCCUCAAGAACGUUCUUUCGGUCUGCAACUGCCCUGUCAAAUGUCGAAAUUCAUCCCUCCCCAUCUCCAACAUAUUUUCCGUCAUACCUGGAUCCAUCUCUUUCUUCACCCCAGCUCUCUCGUGCAGCCUCUCAUGCUAUAAGGGUAUCCAUGCAGCACGCCGACGUCAGUGGCGCCUAUCACAUUUUUAACUCUGUCCGGUUCUCAUCUUUGAUGGCGAAUUCUUCGAUCCUCAACGAUCCAGAGAUGGUUGGAAAAUAUGAACCAUUCAGAAACAUUGCCAUUAAGCUCCCUCGCCCCGUGUCGCCCCGAUUAUCCGCACACACACUUCUUCACGCACUUAUUCGGCAAAGAUUUUUCAGGAAAGCGUACAGUGUAUGCAGUUGGAUGAUGGCGAACGGAAUACCUAUCCAUGUCACAACCUUGGAAGCUGUCAUCAAGGGAUAUGCGGCGUCAUCUGCACCCAAAGCAUGGGUCAAAGAGCAGUACAUCAUGCUGCAAGCCGCUCUCAAAACGCCUGCUGUAUUUAAUCCAGGACCCGCCGUGACCAAGGAUGAAUUUAUCAUCUCCACUCUCCAGAUCUUGCAAUCUGCUCGUGAAUACAAGCAGAAACGCACGGACCGUAUGUUCCGGGCAUUGAUUGGCAGCUGUAUCCUGCAUGGAGAGAUAAUUCUUGCAUCGUUGAUAUUUGUCGGCCUCGUUCAUGACUGGGAAGUCAAGGAUGCCCUUGCAGAAGAGCUAGAUUCUUUGGCACUGGACUCAAACGAGGAGACGGAGAAAUCACGACAUCUACUAACCAACUAUCAACAUCUUCGGCAAGUCUGUAGCAAACCACGUUCUCUUUCCUUGCAGACCAUUGUUUCCUCCAUUAACGAAAAACUAUCCCAAAGACCUGUCGACGAUGCUUCGAAAGCAGAGUUUGACGCGUCAUUGCAGGCUCUAGCCAACCUAGCGGUUCUCCUUGAUCUUCGCGAGUAUCCUUUCCCGGACGUCGCAGCCCUCAUCCGCGCGCUUUAUCGCUGUCCUUACAGCGAGAGCAAAGUAUGGAUACUGGACAAGGACAAUAAGCCGACGCAGGUGAAAGCUUAUGAUUAUUUUCAUAGCGUUCUCAGACGGCUCCUUGAUGAUCUCCCGCCGCAACGCUCCCCCCGUAAGGAGCCAUCCAUCCACGGGGCUAUCACACCUCCUGAGAAUGUCCCGCCACUUCCAUCCCGCAUAGUGACUCGUCGACAGUUGCCCAUGUUAGACCUUCACAGCUGCAAUGCUCUCCUUCACUACUCCCUUACCCACCGUUCUUCGCCUAAGAAAGCAGAUCAUGUUCUCAACUACAUGGUCGAACGUGAAAAGCCUUUAUGGCCGGAUAUCGUGACGUAUAAUACUCUUAUACGGUCGGGUACCCGCUUGAAACGCUCUGAUAUCACCCAUGCUGCCAUGAGCAUCUUACGGAAUGAGGAGCAUUUAGUCAGUCUCGGUCUUUCAUCAGAUGGUGUUGAUGCAUUCCUCGGGCCCACACUAUCGUAUCCAGUAGCGCCAGGUUCCAGCCGCGUCUCAAAGGCACGUUAUCGUGCACAGACAGAAAGUAUGACACUCCGUGCCCCUGCCUCGACCGUUGCCAAAGUCCUUGAUAUCGUAACCCUCACAUCAUACCUCAAACAUCUUUCCGAGACCAAAAACUACAAUGGUAUAAUCCAAUUACUCUCCAUGAUCUUUCCCAAACUGUCCACGACGGACCUUUUCUCACCCUGGGAGUUCCGCCCCGUCUUGCUCAGCAAGGUAGCCAAAGAGCUAACACAGUCGUACAUUCGUCGCGGGGUGGAGUACGGCCCGGUAUUCUUUGCAACGAUGAUAGAAGGGCUCCGAAGGGGUGGGCACACUGGUCUUGCCGAGCGUGUGUGGAAUCUUGCAAGAUGGUCUGAACGAGCGAGCUUCCUCCCGGAAAUGAACUCUACGAAUCGACCCUGGAGGCUGCACAUCCACGCGUACACCGCGAUGGUGUCGUGCUAUGCCCGGGAGGCCAACUAUGUUGGAUCCUACCCCCAGGUGAAGGGAUGGGGUUAUGACAACGAAACGCGGAAAAACACUCGUAUGAACCGCUUCGGCCCACGGCGUGACGUGGGAAGGCGUUCUGCGUUUGCGUUCUACCUCUCGUUUUGCGAUGAAUCGGUGAACCGUGAUUUCAUGGAGCUCGCACAAAAAGCCAUAGCUCUAGGGAUGGAAGUGGAUCCGAAGCAGAUCAAGGAGCCAAAGGCUGAUGCAAGGUUCUUUUAUGCUGUGCUACAAGCGCUGGUGCCUUUGGAGCUACUUCCUACGAGUGGGGUGAGGUUCCCGUGGCUUCGCUUGCUGGACGAAGAACUUGAACUCGGGCUUCGUCCUCGCUACGAAGCCUGCGACUCCGUACACAUGGACAGUCUAUAUCGAGUUGCCACUGACAUGUAUGCUGCUGGACUCCAAGUGGCUCCUGGCGUUCAGUACUUCUUGCGGCAAAAGUUCGAUAGACAAAAGGGAGGGUUCCAGAUUGUGAGGAAGACGUUCUCAUGUCAUACGGAGCCGGAAGUUCGCACUGAGAGCGAAUUGCAACGGAUGCGUCGUUUGAAUAGACAUGUAGAUAUGUAGAAAGAAUGAAUAGCGCAGUAAAUGACGUUAAUAUUUAUGUUGUAUUAUUGUCUGGGGGUCAUGAAGGCGAAUCUUUUGGAGGCACUUCUGCAGGCUUUUCUCCUGUACCUCGAAGGAAAACGGCACCCAUUGAACCAACAAUUUCCCUGGCCUUGUACUCCUUUGCAGCAUCAGCCAGCUCAUCCACCACCGCUUGCAGCCUCUGGGGUAUGUCCUUGGGAGCCUUGUGCCCUUUCUUCGUGACAAACACCAAAUCAGCUUUCCUCCCCUUCUCUAGUUCCUUCCUAACGUUAUUGAACUUGUGCGUCAAAUCCGAGGGAGCCAUGUUCCAUGUGAACUGGAACUCUUUGUGCUCCGCCUUGCGAUGACUUUCUAAUCGCCUCGUCUUGGCCGCC
Molecule: messenger RNA, 3161 nt
Organism: Desarmillaria tabescens
Lineage: Eukaryota; Fungi; Basidiomycota; Agaricomycetes; Agaricales; Physalacriaceae
Exons: 1
Coding region: 1-2766 (921 amino acids)
Source: RefSeq, a predicted model, not a curated record